Spirometra erinaceieuropaei is the source of this 4034-nucleotide messenger RNA. NCBI's taxonomy places the organism in Eukaryota, Metazoa, Platyhelminthes, Cestoda, Diphyllobothriidea, Diphyllobothriidae. The record is from the annotation of a GenBank genome assembly.
AUGAACUUACUGGCCGCGCGCGAUUGGACAAGUUAGUUUCUCCAGACUAUCCAAUAGGGUGUGCUAAAAAAGCCGAAAAUGCCUGACGUCCAGGAGAAUUAAACGCACUCAUCAAUGACAUAUGGCUGGUUUUUAGCCGAUAAAUAUCUCUUUUUUGUGAUUACAUUUCGCAGUUCAGAAAGUGUGGUUUUUCAAUAAGUCAUGUUUACAUCCAGGGAUUGAUAGUUCUCAGUCUAAUCAGAAAACUUCAAAAGGUCUUAGUGUGCGCAUAUGGUAAUACCCACAAUAAUGGGGCAAAUAGACUUAACUGCAGGUUUUAUGAAAGGGAAUUUUUAUUAACUUGACUUACUGGGUUAAUAUCAGAUUCAAGUCCUUGCGUACACUUUUCUGAUCUGCGCAGAGAAGAAUUGCAGAUUAGGUUUGGGAAAGACAAGACGCCCUGUGCGCGGCACUUAUAAAAUUUCGAAACCGCAAUAUACUUCCAAAGGACAGAUUUCUGUAUUUUAAUACCCUAUCAGUAUUCCAAAAUUUCUUCCCUGGUAAGAGCGAAAGCAACUUCGUUAAAAAUUAAUGGUUCUUGCAGAAUCAUCUGCAUGAGCAAUUGUUGAUAGCGUGGAUACCGUAGCAUAUCUUGCAAACCUCAUGACUAUGCAGCGAAUAUACAAAUACCCUGAUAACUCGCCAAUAGCUAAUUCCAUGUCAAAACAAUUCGGAGACGUAUUGUCAGGUAUUUGUUUUAUCAACCAGCAUGCCUUAAGGUAUUACCAAUGCAGAUUAUACCGGUCAAGCGGCCGCAGGCGGUUACAAUUGCUCGACCAGACUGCUGAGAAUGUCGGCUCGCCAGCAUAUUUCGUCAAAGAGGUCUCGAAUUUUCGUGGUUGUCCUCCUAAAACACACCUUUUCACUUAUCUGAUAUUCUCAAUUGCUUACCUAGUUAGUCAAAAGAUCUGGUAAAAUUGCAUAAAGCUUGUAAACGAAUUUAAUUAGAGCUCGGACUAAUUUUUUAAACACAAUGUUAGCUAGUGGAUGUCUAAGGAGUCAGCUUAAUGAAACAGCGUAUUAUCAAGUAGCAUGCAUUCGUCAUCCUAAUUGACGUCCUGCUUACCAAAAACUCUGGUCCUUAUUUGACUCUUUGGACUCUUAACUGUCGUGUUUCCCGCUUCUGCGUUGAAAUCCCUUAUGAUAGUUUCCCGUUUGGAGCUGACAGCUCAGAGAAUCCAACUGACACUUUUCGCACUGACUUAAUCCUUUAAUUGUAUCUCUCGUUAGUCCAGCAAUGAUUUGAUCCCUGCUUCUGUGCUGAAGUACUUGACUACUUGACCUUUGACAAUCUUGUCACGUUUGUUUUACUGUAGCAUUUAUUUUAACUUGACGAGGACUCCGCCGCUUGUAAGCUUCGCGCCGCUUGCAUGCUCUCUGUUCAGGUCGUUGCACAUUUUGAAUAUUAACUUUAUUCACUUACUGGCCUUCCUUACCUCUCUCCGUUUAUGAGGUUAGUAAGCCGUAGGUUGUUGGUUCGCGGGAACGACAUAACUUACGUCAUUGGUGACUCCGGACGUUAGCGCAGACUUAAGUUCUUUCCUUCUGUAACAUUUAAUGUCAUUUAACGUCCUGUAUUUAUUUUUUAAAUUUUAGUUCAUUUACAUUUCCCGCUAACCUUUGCACGAUAUUGUGCUACCUAUAUUUUCCUUAUUAUGUCUUCCUCAACUCAACACCCUGACGUUCCUGCCGAGUCUGUUCAUGCCGUCCAUUUCACUUUGCCUGGUUUUUGGCAACACGUCCCUUAACUUUAUUUUAUCCGUAUUGAUCAGCCUUUUACUCCGCCAACAUUACGUAGGAGUUGUCGAAAUACCACAAACUUGUGGAGGUUCUCCCUGCCAAUAUUAUCUCACAAGUUCAACCCUUGUUCGUGAAGCCCCCUGCAGACGCUCCCUAUUCUGCUCUGAAGGCGGAAAUCCUUCGUCUCAAUGCUGUAUCUGACCGAAAACGCUACCACCAUUUGAUCAAGGAGGAAUCACUGGGCAACCGAAAGCCCUCAGAACUUCUCCGACGAAUGCGUACUCUCUUAGGAGACAUGCAGGUCGACGAGAAACUCGUUAAAGAGAUGUUUCUAGAGCGGCUGCCUGCAGAUGUCCAAACGAUUUUGGCAUCCGGCUCGCAAGACCUUACACUUUCACAUCUUGAUGAAAUGGCAGGCCGAAUGAUAGAGGUUCAACGGUUUCAGCCAAGUUCCUUUGCUUAGGUUUCCACAUCCUCUUCAACGGUUAACGAGCAGUUACUGCAACAGAUGUUGGCUAUGGUGAAUGAGAUAGCCUCCCUAAAACUACGGCUUGCUCGCAUUACCUUUAGUCGUUCACCCAGCCGUCAUCGUUCACGUUCGCGACCUCGCACAGCCAAUUUGUGUUGGUAUCACGCAAACUUUGCCGCCAAGGCUCGCAAAUGUUCUUCCCCUUGUUCAUUUAAACCGAAACAGGGAAACCAGCCAGCCAGAGAAUAGACGCGACCGUUUUCUCCGGCUCUCCCAGCUCUGAUCGCACCUUUUAUGUCUGCGACAAUGUGACUCGCAGGCGUUUCCUGGUGGACAGCGGAGCACAGAUCAGCGUGGUUCCCCCCACUCCAGUUGACCGCCGCUGUCCCAGCCAUGGUCUACAUCCCUAAGCUGCAAACUGUUCCCCCAUUUCCACUUUUGGUAGUCGUUCCCUAAAUCUAAACACUGGUUUACGUCGAUCAUUCUCCUGGAUAUUUGUGAUUGCUGAUGUGCCUCAUGCGAUCCUUGGUUCCGACUUCCUAGCCGAGUUUGAUCUCCUUGUUGACUGUCGGCGUUCCUGUCUUCUCGACCGCACAACUGGUCUUUCUGUCCGCGGUCUUACACCCUUUAAUGACUCCAGCAAUUUAUCUGUUCUGGACACAGGUAUUGCUUGCCGAUACCGAGACCUGCUCCUCCAACACCCCAACAUAAUCAAACCCCAGUUUCGCAGUGGUGAGAUCCAGCAUGACGUUGUCCACCACAUUCGCACCUCUGGCCUCCCAGUAUUCGCACGGCCUAGACGACCGGCUCCGUCCCGUCUGCAAGCGGCGAAGGCCGAAUUUGAGCACGUGCUGCAAUUGGGCAUAAUUAGCCCGUCCAAGAGUCCAUGGGCGUCCCCUCUGCAUAUGGUGCCCAAGGCGACAUCAGACGACUGGCGACCCUGUGGUGACUAUCGCGCCCUCAACAAUGCGACCAUCCCGGAUCGUUAUCCCGUCCCUCAUCUUCAAGAUUUUGCUGGAGCUCUUUUCAACAAAUCGGUUUUCUCGAAGAUUGAUCUUGUUCGGGCCUUCCAUCAGAUUCCUGUCGCUCCUGAGGAUGUUCCCAAAACUGCCGUCACCACACCAUUCGGCCUGUUCGAAUUUAUUCGCAUGCCAUUUGGUCUUCGCAAUGCUGCCCAAACAUUUCAGAGGUUAAUUACCGAGUCCUACGUGGUCUCCCGUUUGUGUAGGCCUACAUCGAUGACCUCUUGGUGGCCACUCGAAAUGCCGAGGAACACAAAGAGCAUCUUGCCUUAGUGUUUGACCGCCUCGAUCAGUUUGGCGUGGUCAUUAACCCUUCGAAGUGUGUUCUGGGUGUGCCGCUCCUUGAUUUUCUUGGUCACCAUGUCGAUGCACAAGGUUUGCGUCCCCUCUCUUCCAAGGUUGAGGUCAUUCGUGACUUUCCUCCACCAACCUCCAAGCGUCAGUUGCAACGUUUCCUUGGCAUGGUAAACAUUUAUCGCCGGUUCCUACCGAACUGUGCCGACCUUAUGAUGCCACUCACCAACUUGCUCUCUGGUCCCAAGGGUCCCCUUGUGUUACGUGGCCACGCGCUGACUGCUUUUGAGAGAACAAAGACCUCCCUUGCUGAUGCUACCUUGCUCACUCAUCCUGCUUCAGAAGCCCCACUGUCCCAGAUGGUUGAUGCUUCGACCGUUGCCAUAGGAGCAGUCCUCCAACAGCAUAUCAACGACUCGACACGACCGUUGGCAUUCUUCUCCAAGAAGCUUUCACCUGCGGAGACGUGA